Molecule: messenger RNA, 5411 nt
Organism: Neodiprion fabricii
Lineage: Eukaryota; Metazoa; Arthropoda; Insecta; Hymenoptera; Diprionidae
Gene: GAPcenA
Product: rab GTPase-activating protein 1-like
Exons: 14
Coding region: 89-2842 (917 amino acids)
Source: RefSeq, a predicted model, not a curated record
UAUCAUUGACGAGCGCAGCUCGGGGGUUUUGUAUUCAAAUAAACGAUCUAUUAGAACCUACCGCCGCGCUGCGUUAUCUAUACAUGGCAUGUUGCACGUUACGUAUGAAAUUGAACUGCACGCUGUUAAUCAAAACAAUGCGGAGGAACAGCUGUCCCUUGACGGAUGGUGGACCAUCGCAUUGUGCUACAUAUGUAUAGUUAUGGAGGAUAGUACGAGCAUCAAGUCUAUGGAAUCAGUAACAACAAGUGAUGAGUACGAAUUUGUUAACGAGAAGGGUGUAAAUAAACAGCAGCAAAUUUUAGAGCCACCAACUCUCAAUAUUGCUAAUAACGGAAACUUGGAGGAUCUGCAAAAUAAUCUCAGAGAGCUGCUCACCGAAGACUCUAAAAUGGAAAAUGAAAUUGAAGUGAGGGCUAUAACAGCUGAACAACAGAAUGAUGAUAAAAUACGAUAUGUUGGUCACAGUAAAUUCUACGAAGCAACUCCAAAUAUGGUAACUUCAGAAAAACAGGAUCCAAUGAAACCAGAUGAUUAUGUAGAAGAAGAAAUAUUUUCAGCAUCACACGUCCAACAGGAGUGCACUAUUUUUAAUGGCGUUACAUACCUGGGUGCUGCCGCGAUAAAUGCACCUAAAUCUGAAGCUGAAAUCCAGCGCAAUAUGGCAAUAUUGUACGCUGAACAGGCACCAAAUUUGGGAAUAAAAGUAUCUGUAUCUAUACCUAGUUGCUCACAAGGCAGUGUUGUCUUAUACGAUGCUACAAAUCAGCAAGCGAUGGCACACUACGAAGUCCAGCGUAUACUAUUUUAUGCACGUGGCGAAGCUACUGGAAUAUGCGCAGCAUGUUUUGCUUUUACAUGGUCACAUGGGGAUACCUUAGAAUCAGCUAUUUUCCAGUGCCAUGUAUUUCGCUGUGACAUACCAGAAGCAGUAGGUCAAGUAUCUGCGUGUUUUGCCAAAGCCUUUCAAAGAAUUCCCCGUUCUAUGACAAGUUCGUUGACAAGCAGUGAUUUUAAUGGAUUUAAUCCUGGCAAUGAAAAAAGCAAUUCCCGAGUUUUUAUCUUCGAAGUUACAAUGGAGGUAAAAGAAGAAGAUGGAAAAGGCGGAUUUAGUACAGUUCCAAAGGACAGGAAUUGCUUUAAAUUCAGAUGCAAUGUUGCCAAGCAAGUUUUUUUGAGCAUUCAGCAAGUAUCGAGCAAAGAAGGAGGUGUAACUCUGGAAAUUGAAAGGUGUUUUGGAGUACUAGUCAGUCCUGGGCGAAAUGUAAAGCACAGCGACAUGCGUCUUCUGGAGAUGCAGGUCAACCCAAGUCCAAUGGGUCAGGAUAAACAAUGCUACAAUAUCUGUGGUCUUUGGGAUCCGGCUGAUCCGGCUUUAGAAAGUUUGAAUGUUGAAAUACCUAAGGAGGGUGAAAUUUUCAUGACAGUUGCGGUAGAUCUUGUAAUUCGUGGGAUAAGAGAACCAGUACGGUUCUUAAUCGAAACACCCGUAAAAAUUUUUCCUCAGAAUGAAAGAUUUUGGUACUUUAACAAACGCCAUUUGGUUCAACAGUUUUACCUUAACUCAAAAGAGAUUAUACCUGGAGAUGGAUCAGAAGUGCAUUACGAAGUUCAAAGUAUAGAAACGUCUGGAGAGUUGGACCGAAAUCGAUUGAACCUCGCUUUGAACCUAGCAUCCUUGAUCAGAUCACCUUCUAUUACGAGCAUAGAUACAUUAACACCUAAGGAAGAAUUUGAUUCAGAUGGAGAUGAACCGAUGUUGAGUGGUACGGGUGAGGUUUCGAAAGACUGUUCUGCCGAUGAGUUAGCAAAUUGGGCAGAAGUUUUAGACACGUGGCAAGUAAAUGAACAACGGCCUAAGCUUCUUAUAAAACUAACAAAGUUAGGAAUUCCUGAAGCACUCAGAGCGCAAGUUUGGCAAAGGUUGAGCAAUUGCGAUAACUCACAGGAGAUGAUGGACAAAUACCGAAUGCUGAUCACUAAAGAAAGCAGCUGCGAGAGUGUUAUCUUGAGAGAUAUAAAUAGGACUUUCCCAGCCCACGAUUUCUUCAAAGAAACAGGUGGUCUAGGCCAAGACUCACUUUACAGAAUAAGUAAGGCUUAUGCUGUUUAUGAUGAAGAAGUUGGUUAUUGCCAAGGACUCAGUUUUCUCGUUGCUAGUUUACUGUUACAUAUGCCAGAGGAGCAGGCUUUCUGUGUGUUAGUUAAACUAAUGUACGAUUAUGGCCUUCGCAAUUUGUACAAAGAUAGAUUCGACAAUCUUCACAUGCGGUUUUACCAGUUGAAUCGUCUCAUCGAGGACCAACUACCGGAAUUGUACAAACAUUUCUAUGAUCGUGGAGUAGAAACUCAUAUGUUUGCUGCACAGUGGUUUUUAACACUGUUCACAGCUAGAUUUCCGUUGUAUCUAGUCUUUCACAUUUUGGAUGUAUUUUUACUCCAAGGUCUGGACACAUUAUUCCAAGUGGCCAUAGCGUUACUAACGCUGUGUAAGAAAGAGUUGCUUCAGUUAGACUUUGAAAGUAUAUUGAAAUACUUCAGAGUUCACUUGCCAAAACGUUGUCGUAAUGAAGAAGUUUCACGCUAUGUGAUGAAACUAGCGUGUUCAGUUGCGUUGAAGAAACUGAAAAAGUACGAAGCUGAAUUCAUGACACUUAAAGAACGAAAUCCUGUCUCACGUGCCAGCGAUUCCUUGUGGUUUGCAGAUGUAGCAAAAGCAGGGGAUUUCGUUAAAAUGCCAAUAGACAAAAUUGAAAAGUAUGGAAGUCAGUUGUCUAAUUUUUUUAAUCAGAGAUUUUCUAGAGCUGACACUUCCGAACUACUGAGGAUAUCACACAUUUGAGGAUCCCAAAGAAAUAACUUUUUUUUUAAUUUUUCUUACUUUUAUACUUACAUAUUUCAUGUUAUGUGGGAUAAAAUUUGUGUAUCAGGUGUUCACUGAAAUCGACUCGGAGAGUAUGUGUAUAUUUCUCUCUUCGAAAACGAACAAAAAUUUAGGUACUUUUUACUAAGCAAUAAGUAUAUGCAAAAAGUGAUAUUACAUAUGUAGCUUAAUUAUUUAAAAUGCUGAAUAGUUAUGAAUAUUUACGAAAUCGGGAAAUUAGGGCGGAUGGCUUUUUUUUCUUGCAUUUCAUCUAAUUAUAAGACAUUGGAUCAUUAAAAAAAUCAACUUGCUUUUAUAUUUAGCAAUCAUACGGGAUGUCUUAUAUAUUACCUUUCUGUCAAUUGGACACAGCCACUUUAUCUGACAAAAGUUGUGUUUCCCUUUGUUUAUAUUAUUUAUUACUAUUUGUUGAAAAUAAAUAGCCUCGUUAGUACGAAACAUACUUAUUUAGUUCUAUAAAUUAUUCCUUCAAUCCCAUCCCUACAAAUAUUUUUUUUUAAUUUUUAUUUUGUUGCUUGUUUCAGCAUUUUGAAAACGCAUGGUGCAUUUUGGGAAUGGAGUUUGAUUUUGUUAACGUUUAAUAUACUAAUGUCAUGUUCUGUCAUUCAACCGUCGAAAUGGUUAUCCACAAUUCAUACGAAAAAUUGUUGUGAAGUUUAUUGUUGAAAAUGAAUGAAUUACGGUAGAACCUCAAUUAUUUACUUUAUCUUUCUGUGAUUUAUUCAAGUAAUAGAUAUAAAACAUUCAGAUGAAGCAAGUUGUUUGGAUAACAGACGAUUCAGAAAAUUGAGGUCAGGGUAAUCAAGGUUCUACUGUACUUUUCGUGUGAUUUCUGGAGCGAAUAUACAUUUUAUGAAAUAUUCUGACCAUACUAACAGAAGUCCAUAUUAUUUUAGGCAAUGUUGGUACUGAAUCAAUAAGACUGGUCAACAAUGGUUUUUUGUCCUUGAUAUUUGAGUGGUCUUUGAAAGAUUUGAUAUCAAUGACUCUGGGAAUAUGCGUUAUUUUUCUAAAUUGGCUCUAGCUUUUUACUGUAUUGACAUUUUCAUAUGUGAUUAAGAAAAGCAAUUUAUAGGUGAAAAAUUUGACUUUUUUUCUAAAUAUCUAAACUUUAUCAAAAAAAUACUAUCAAUAGCUUUAGUUACACUUAAUAUCUGUAUUUAGUUACACUCAAUAGCUUUAGUUAUACUUACUUUAUUCAGACCAAAGUGGGAAAAAUACAGAAAAUAUGAUACUUUGUUAUUCCGACCAUGAAGAAGGCGGCACCACGAGUUUAGUCAGAAGGGGGGCUAUUAGGAUGUUUAAAAAAAAUAUUUAUUUCAUAUGCGCAUCAAAAUGUCGGUGGAACAUAUCAAAUAGAAUACCUCAGCCAGAUAUGAGCUCUUAAUAUCGAUUGUUUCCAUUUUCCAUCAAAAUAACAUGUAAAAAAAAUUGAAAUAUGUUUGAAUAUUUUUUGUCUCGUAAACAGCUGAAUUUAUAAACUAUCUCAAUAUGGAUUCUUAUACGAAAUUCCACGCUCUACAAAAACGUACUGAGAUAGAAAUUUCCUAACUAACCGAUUAAGAGAUACUCGCUCAUAAAUAUUGAGUCAUCUCGAAUUCAAUACUACAAUAACAUAAAAACUAGAGCCAAUCUAAUACAAUCAUAAUUAUAUUCGUAAAUUCUACGUUCUCAAACACCAGAACACAAGAAAUUUUUAAUUUUGUAGAGCGAUGUUAUGAGUUGACACUUUCCCUUAAUUUAAACGUCAAUAAAUUUUUCAAAAUAUAUUUUUCACUUUAAUAUGAAAUUGAUGAAAUCUUGUUUUUAAUUCCUCAAAAAGUACAAAAAAAAAAAAAUCUUAGAUCAGUUUACAAGAUAUUUAAACCCAUGAUUAAGGUUUUGAGAUUAAAAUAUCGAGUGCACGCUUACAUAUUUCAUCUUAAAGACUACAUGUCAAGCAGUUCAUGCAAAAGGCCCAGAGAUCUCAUUUUCAUUAAGCUCAUGUACUUAUCAUUAUUUACUCAAAGAUCUCAUCCAAAUAGUGCUACCACUUUUAGAGAUACAGUUUUAAAUGUGGUUUGAUUCUACAGAAAUCAGUUCGACGGAAUAAACGGUCUACAAAACAUGUUCUACAGACUCGUUUCUGCAGAAAUAUUUAUCUACAGAGGGAACCUCGAGAUUCACAUCAGGAAUAAUCCUGCAUGAAUUAUUCUACAAGAGAAUUGUUCUACGGAAUACUUUUCCACAGAAUAUUUAUGUAUAGAAAUUUUUCUUCACAUUAUUUUUCUGCAGAUUUUGUUUGACACAACCCACAUUCAGAGCAAUCAUCGAAUCGUCAAAGUCAUGCAUUUAAUCGUCAAUCUCGUACACUUUGAUUUAAUUUAAUUUAAUUUAAACUAGUUUAAUUCAAAUUAUUUGUAUUGUAUUUAUGUGCGGGUUGUGUCUAACGGGUAUUGUGUUGGAUGUGUGAAAUUAGAAAACGGUUCUGUAGAAUAGUUCUUGUGUAGAAUAACUAAUGCAGGAUUUCUGAUGUCAAUCUUGAAUU